UUUUCUAUGACGUCUUAGAGUUGCGACCGGACAAGCUUGAUCAGGGUUAGGUCGGUCGCAGUAUAAUAUCGGUAAAAGCCGGGAGAGAGGUGAGAGUCGCCUGUUUCCGGUUGAUAUAUUCGUGUGUGUGGUUGUAAAGAUAUUAUGCUAAAAUAGAUCUACAUUUGAAGAUAAUGUCCGGGAGUUUCUAUUUCGUCAUUGUAGGCCACCAUGAUAACCCUGUGUUUGAGAUGGAAUUUCUGCCCCAGGGCAAAACAGAAUCAAAGGAUGAUCAUCGUCAUCUAAACCAGUUUAUAGCUCAUGCUGCCCUUGACCUGGUUGAUGAAAACAUGUGGCUGUCCAACAAUAUGUACCUCAAGACAGUAGACAAAUUUAAUGAAUGGUUUGUCUCUGCUUUUGUCACUGCAGGACAUAUGAGAUUUAUAAUGCUACAUGAUGUACGCCAAGAAGAUGGCAUAAAAAAUUUCUUCAACGAAGCCUAUGAUUUAUACAUAAAGUUCGCAAUGAACCCAUUCUAUGAAAUAAACUCGCCUUUACGAUCAACUGCAUUUGACAGGAAAAUACAAUUUCUGGGAAAGAAACACUUGUUAAGUUAAUAGAAGAACAGUAAAGCUAUUCAUUGGUAAUAAAAGGAAUGGUAAUUUACUCUGAUAAUGACUUUAUGAGUAUUCUGAGUGAAUACUCUAUACGCCAUUCCUUAAAGAGGGUCCUAUGUAGAGGGAAUAUACCAGCCUAUCUCUGCUGUUUGCAUGAAUGUGACUACACUUGACUACAAAUACUGAUACAAAGUUGAUUCCUUGAUGAAACAAACAUGAAAAUAUCUAAACUUUUGCCCUACGAUUAGUUAUUAAACCGUAUUGUUUCAUUUUUUAUAGGCUACUGAGAGAGAGAGUACUUAACUAAACUGUCUGAACAUUUGCCUUUAGCUAUCCUUUUAUUGCAGUGGCUAAAUACACUAGAAACUGCUCAAAACUAGAAAUAGUGAGGCUUACUUUAAAUACAAAAGAAGAGUGUAACAAUCCAGUGUUGUUUAUCCAUUGCUUGUAACAGAAAAGAGGACUGAUGUAAGCAUUCACAUCUUGCACUUUUUAACUGUUUUCAUCUGCUUACAUUACCAGAGGUGAAAGUCUGAAUAAACCAUAUGCCUAUUUGUAAAGUUGGGUAUAAAAUUCCAGUGUGAAGAGAAGUUUGUCUUAAGAGAGCUGUGUAAAAACAUUUGUUGAGAUUCCUAUUCCUCCACUCUUUGUGAUAGAAUUUGCCUCCUAUAUUUGUCCCGUUAGCUCCAAUGGAUUAUGCCAGGUCUGAAGUAGUGUGAAAUAAUGGCAUUGUUUGAUUAAGUUAUGAAACAUCUUCUACUGCUUCUGGUUUUGUUGUUUCUAAUCAUUGCCAUAGAGUUUAUGUAGAUGAAAAACUGUACAGUAAGGCUUCUGAAAUGCCAUCCUGUAUAAACUGUGCUGGUCAAAACAACCCUGUUGCCACUUACAUUGUUAUUCAAUACAAAAUCAUUGUGUCUGAGGUACAUGGAGCGGUUACGGGAAUGGAGGUCUGCCAGAUCCAAACUAAGUCUGAAGUGCACAGAGGCCCAAACAGCCCCCUCAAAGGCCCAAUAAAUAGUGACUCCCUCUGACAUUUGUCAGAAGCCUGAGGUCUGCAUGUCACUGCUUUGUGUGCUGUUUACAGUUUUUUAGCUAUAUGAGCUCUAUUGCAAUUUUUCUGAAUGAAAACAUUUAGCAGUUCUAAAAGGCCAUAGCUGAAUUAGUUUGGCUGCCAGCACAGUUAAAAUGAGAUAUCAAAUGAUCUUAUGUUAUAGUUUGAGGUCCUUUAACGUUAUUAGGUUCAUUGUAGUAGUAAAACUGUACGGUAAGACAGGAUAUCACUGAAUCCUGUGAUAUUUCUUUACAGGGAGGAUGAGUAUUCUGAUGCAUUCCAAAAAAUGCUAACAAUAUUAAGCCUAUUUGAAAAAUACAAUACCUCUUAUUUUCUUGUGCAGACCUGGAACAUUUAUUAUUGUAUGUAUGUUUGCUGUAUUGUAAUUGCAAUGUAAAAUAUUGUACAGUAAAAAAGAAAAAUAAAUUCAGGUUAAAUACUUAAA
This is a messenger RNA of Xenopus tropicalis (tropical clawed frog), 2092 nucleotides long. It is a transcript of the gene trappc2, whose product is annotated as trafficking protein particle complex subunit 2. Bases 174 to 596 code for a protein of 140 amino acids. Lineage: Eukaryota; Metazoa; Chordata; Amphibia; Anura; Pipidae. The transcript has 5 exons. The record is from RefSeq and is a predicted model, not a curated record. Gene Ontology annotation, biological process: endoplasmic reticulum to Golgi vesicle-mediated transport. Gene Ontology annotation, cellular component: nucleus; endoplasmic reticulum-Golgi intermediate compartment; cytoplasm.